CGUUGGGAGCCCAGAUGAAGAGGCAGCCGGAGGAGAGCUCCGGGGCGCUCAGGACCGGCGGGCGCACCUUUCCCAGCGCUUUCCGCCCAAGGGGAGGUUCAUCCCUCCGACUCCCACCGGAAGAUCUCACCCAGCUGGAACCAAGUACAGAGAACAAGUAGAAAGAGCGCUCAGUUCUGGGUCCUAAAAAGUGAGCCUGCUCUCCGAUUUGCAGAGGCAGAAGUGCAGCGGCGGCGGCGGCAGCCAGAGAAAGGUGCAAUUGCUUCAGGAAGAGCUCCUCUCCUGUUCUCCCGACUGGGUCAGCACCAUGGCAUCCGUCCUGGGGAGCGGCAGAGGGUCUGGAGGGCUAAGUAAUCAACUCAAAUGCAAGUCCAAGCGGCGGCGGCGGAGGAGGUCCAAGAGGAAAGACAAAGUAAGCAUAUUGUCAACCUUCCUCGCUCCCUUCAAGUACCUAAGUCCUGGCACCACCAACACGGAGGAUGAAGACAAUCUAAGUACCAGCAGCACUGAAGUGAAGGAAAACCGUAAUGUGAGCAACCUGGGAACCAGGCCCCUGCCACCAGGGGACAGGGCCAGAGGAAGCACACCCAGCAUAAAAAGGAAAAGGCCCCUGGAGGAAGGGAAUGGGGGCCAUUUCUGCAAACUGCAGCUGAUCUGGAAGAAGCUCUCCUGGUCGAUGACGCCCAAGAACGCACUGGUCCAGCUGCACGAGCUGAAGCCAGGCCUCCAGUUCCGGAUGGUGUCGCAGACAGGCCCCGUGCACGCCCCUGUCUUUGCCGUGGCUGUGGAAGUGAAUGGGCUCACAUUUGAGGGCACGGGGCCCACCAAGAAGAAAGCCAAGAUGCGGGCGGCAGAGCUGGCGCUGAAGUCCUUUGUGCAGUUCCCCAAUGCUUGCCAGGCCCACCUGGCCAUGGGCAGCGGCACCAGCCCAUGCACGGACUUCACCUCUGACCAGGCUGACUUCCCAGACACGCUGUUCAAGGAGUUUGAGCCGUCCACACCCAGCGAGGACUUCCCAAACUGCCGCCCGGUGGACACCGAGCUGCUCUCCACAGCCUACCGGCAAGGGCGGCUACUCUACCACACUUUGGACCUCAUGGGCCAGGCCCGGCCAGACAGGGCCAGACCGGCCCCCGCAGCCCUGGGUGAGAGGAACCCAGUGGUAGUGCUGAAUGAGCUGCGCUCGGGCCUGCGGUACGUGUGCCUCUCCGAGGCGGCCGAGAAGCCCCGAGCCAAGAGCUUCGUCAUGGCCGUGUGCGUGGACGGGAGGACGUUCGAAGGCUCAGGACGCAGCAAGAAGCUGGCCAAGGGCCAGGCCGCACAGGCCGCCCUGCAGGCCCUCUUCGACAUCCGGCUGCCCGGCCACACCCCCAGCAGGAGUAAAAGUAACCUCUUGCCACAGGAAUUCGCUGACUCCGUGUCCCAGCUGGUCACGCAGAAGUUCCGUGAGCUGACAGUUGGCCUGACAUCCGUGCACGCCCGCCACAAAGCGCUGGCAGGAAUCGUCAUGACCAAAGGCUUGGACACCAGGCAGGCACAGGUCAUCGUCCUCUCCUCGGGCACCAAGUGCAUCAGCGGCGAGCACAUCAGCGACCAGGGGCUGGUGGUCAACGACUGCCACGCGGAGAUCGUGGCCCGGAGGGCGUUCCUCCACUUCCUCUACGCUCAGCUGGAGCUGCACCUGAGCAAGCGAAGAGAGGACUCGGAGCGAUCGAUAUUCGUGCGUUUAAAGGAGGGAGGCUACAGGCUUCGAGAAAAUAUCCUCUUCCAUCUCUACGUGAGCACGUCCCCCUGCGGAGAUGCGAGACUCAACUCUCCCUACGAAAUCACCACGGACCUGAAUAGCAGCAAACACAUCGUCAGGAAGUUCCGCGGUCACCUGCGCACCAAGAUCGAGUCUGGGGAGGGCACAGUCCCCGUCCGGGGCCCCAGUGCAGUCCAGACGUGGGACGGCAUCCUGCUAGGAGAGCAGUUGGUCACCAUGUCCUGCACGGACAAGAUCGCCAGGUGGAACGUCCUGGGACUGCAAGGAGCUCUCCUCUGUCACUUCAUCGAGCCCGUGUACCUCCACAGCAUCGUCGUGGGAAGCCUGCACCACACGGGCCACCUGGCACGGGUCAUGAGCCACAGGAUGGAGGAUAUCGGUCCGCUGCCCGCAGCGUACCAACACAACAGGCCUCUUCUCAGUGGGGUGAGCCAGGCAGAGGCACGGCAGCCGGGGAAGUCGCCCCACUUCAGCGUGAACUGGGUCGUGGGCAACGCGGACCUGGAGAUCAUUAAUGCCACCACUGGCAAGAGGAGCUGCGGGGGCUCGUCCAGGCUCUGCAAGCACGUGUUCUCUGCCCGCUGGGCCCGGCUGUAUGGUAGGCUGAGCACAUGGACACCAAGCCACGGAGACACACCAUCCAUGUACUGUGAGGCCAAGCUGGGGGCUCACACCUACCAGUCUGUCAAACAACAGCUGUUUAAGGCUUUUCAGAAAGCUGGUCUGGGCACCUGGGUGAGGAAACCUCCGGAGCAAGACCAGUUUCUACUAACUCUCUGAGUCACUGGGCUCCUUUGCGACUGGACUAUAAUGAAACCCUGAAGAGGAGGCAGCCACGUGUGGAGCCACGUGUGGAGCCCUGUGGUGUACCCGUCAGUCCUCGGCAUUUAUUUUCCUUCAGUGUUCCAGAAUCACACAAGUGUUCAACGUUGGGAUGAGCAACUAGGUUUUCACUGGGGACCGGCUGCUUCCCCCCAGGCUGCUAGCCCCCAGGGCCCUGCCCAUCACAUCUGGAGGUUAAAGUGCCGUUGCUUAGCUCCAUCUCUUCUUGGUGGUGUCAAAGGGAAAGCUUCUAUUUGGGUUUAGUGGCAACCUUGAAAUGUGGUACUGAAGUGUGACCAGUUAGACAAAGCCUCCUGCACCAUCCCCUGAGCUUCCCUCACCUUCUGUGAGCCUCCUAGUGACGUGUUUGAGUCUCAUUAGCACAUGUUGAUGUGACACUUCAAGAUAAGCCACAAGUAAAGAGAGAAGCCAUGGGCUCACCCAGCCCAAGGAAACCAACAGGAAUGCUCUAUUAUUUUCAUUCUUCUUUUAGAUCACACCACCUCUUUUCAAAAAGGAUUUGAGAUGAACAACAUUAAGAAAAACUAAAACAGGGCAAGAGAAAUGAAAACCAUUCUUGCCAUGCAGAGGAAGAGUAAGCCAAGGCAGGCACCAGUGAAUUGCCACUGUGCUGCAAGGAAGCCAUUUCCACAGGUCCUGCUCGCUGAGCCUUGCAACCCGAGGCACGCCUACUCAGUCAGUCACAGCUCUUAGUUUCCUUUGGGUAACGAGAGGCAUGGAAGUUUGAGUCACGUGAUGGUUAGCCACCACCCUACAAUUCCCCUCCCAGGUAGCAGGGAAACUGAGUCCUGGACCAAAUCUAACUUUUUAACUAAAUUUUUAUUAGAAACAAAGUCCAAAAGAACACAUUCAAAACAAUCUUUCAGCUUGAAAAGCUGCUGCCUCUCUAUUCUGUCAGGUUCUCCAAUCACCUUCUUAUAUGACAAAAAAAAAUAUUAAUUCAUGACAGCUGCCAAAAUGCAAGAGGCAGAUUCUACCACCUUCAGAACAGGCAUCAGGGUUCACAGCUGGACACAGGACCGUUCAGCAUCAUCUGCUAAGAGGAGAGGUGCUGCGUCCGUCGGAGGGGGAGGCCCUUCUCAAACACGUCUGUGGUCAACCCAUGUUCCUCGAGUUCUUGCUAACUACCAUGGAGAACUCAUUUCUAACAUUCGUCAUGCUAGUUGACAAGUGUCUAAUUUCUCCAAUUAGAACAUUCCUAUCUGAAAUGCAUUAUGCUAAAUCAUAAGUAUAGAAGUAGGCACCUCUGGAGUAUGGGCUUCCUAGUUAGAAUUCCAACUGCCACUCCCCAAAAGGGCAAGCAUUACAUCACGCUGUAUAUAUUCUAGCACAUGUUACAAAUAUCAUAACGAUGAGGCAAAAAAGAAACAAAUCGAGUUGUAGCUAUUUGAUACAAGAAAAUAAGAAAUAGCACUAUUAGUAUGAAAAUAGAAACUUUUUGUGGGAUGUAACAUAAGAUCGAAUUUAAUGCUCAAGUCCUUUUAGAAAAGAAAAUGGGGUCUCUAGUAGGCAACUACUUCAAGAUAAAGUUUUGAAAGAUAUGAACAUGAUUUUGCAAAUAGAUAAUUCAUGUUAGUCUUUCAUUAAAAUUGAGGAAAUAAAAUGAAAUCUUUAUUUGGUGUAAAGGCUGAGAUCAAAGGACCAGUUUAUAAUGUCUGAUAAUUGGUGCAUCACUAGCAUAACACCUAGAAGAGAACAGAGAAAC
This is a messenger RNA of Sciurus carolinensis (gray squirrel), 4313 nucleotides long. RefSeq names its product adenosine deaminase RNA specific B2 (inactive) (gene Adarb2). Gene Ontology annotation, biological process: RNA processing; adenosine to inosine editing. Gene Ontology annotation, cellular component: nucleolus; cytoplasm. The coding region runs from base 308 to 2545 and encodes 745 amino acids. The transcript has 10 exons. The record is from RefSeq and is a predicted model, not a curated record. Gene Ontology annotation, molecular function: double-stranded RNA binding; double-stranded RNA adenosine deaminase activity; tRNA-specific adenosine deaminase activity. NCBI's taxonomy places the organism in Eukaryota, Metazoa, Chordata, Mammalia, Rodentia, Sciuridae.